GAUCCCACCACCAACGGUCGGAAAAUUAGCACGAGAAGCGUAACGUUCCGCAGCCAGCAGAUAGAACCAGGAACUUCUCUUUUCCUGCGAUCCCACGACGCCGUCCAUCACUUCUCUCUCUGCUCCCUUUGCGUUUCCAUCUCCGUCGCCGCUUUCCUUCUUCCAAGAGCGAGCCAUGGAGCCGACCGUCAUCGACUGGAAGAGGGUCGACUCGAGGUACGUCCGGGACGAGGCCUACGAGAACAUCAACGCCCCAAUGUGGAUCGACCUCGCUGCCCCCAACGACAACGUUCAGGUCGACGACACCGCUUGGUUUUGCCGACCAGAUUGCAAUCACCCCAAGACCGCCGAAGAUUUCAAGCUUUCAGCCACGCCUAGCCCCAAGGCGAAGCUGAUGAGAUCGAGCUCGGAGCGAUUACCAUUUGGAGAAAGAAACAGCAAUCGACGAGACGAGAACAACCUGAAGAAAAGAGUAGGCGUCGUCGCUGCUCCGCUCCUCCCGGCGUCUCCAGCGAAACCCAAGACCACCGCUUCGAAGGUGUCCAAGGCGGAUCUUGAGAACCAAGACCCGAAUCAAUCGACGCCGGCUCGUCCCACCCGCCCGCCGAAGACGAGGAACCCAGUGAAAGAGAUGAUCAAGUCAAGCACCAAGGAGGAGGUCGAGGACAAAAGGGAGGACCCGAAGCAGAAGAAGGUACAACCUCGCCUGAAGAGCACGAUGUCGGCGAGAAAUUUGUUCUCCGGGAAGGAUAUCUUGAGCCAGAUCUCCGAGUUCUACCGCGAACUCAAAAAAAUGGCGGUCGGAAGUAGGACUCCUCCCGUCAGAGAAGAGGCUAGGAAGGAGGUCAAGGAGGCUGCUGAAAACCUCCACAAACCAGAAGCAGCAGAUGAUACAAAACUGCUGACUCCAAACAAGAACGAUAAAUCUCCACAGAAAAGGGGAAAACUGAAGAUUGAGAUAAAAACAUCGACACCACUGAAAGAAGUCAGAGCAAAUCCUCCGACGCCACAGCGUUUCCCUUCACCUCGCGGUGCAAAGAACCCAAAGGCAACUCCCAACGGAAGGUCCCCUCUCCACAACAAGCUUCCUAAAUCAACAACUCUGGGAAGGACAACUCUUCAAGACAGAGAAGAGAAGAAAGCAUUAUUAGCUCGGAAGGAUGACGAACAAGGUUGCAGCAGUGCUGCUGUUGCUGGCAAUUCAGAGGCGGCUUCAGCUGAUUUGUUUUGGUUUCUGAAACCUUGCAGUCAUGCGGAAUAAAGCUUUUUACUCCCUUUGUCAUAUUCUGCUCUCUAUUCCCAUAGUUUUAUUCAAUUCUUUGUUGUGGUGUUGUUGCAUUCACCUUGAAAGAAAUAAUCUAGAUUGGAUUGUCUAGUCAAACAUAA
Zingiber officinale is the source of this 1386-nucleotide messenger RNA. Its product is annotated as histone H1C-like. The record is from RefSeq and is a predicted model, not a curated record. The coding region runs from base 176 to 1261 and encodes 361 amino acids. The transcript is spliced from 6 exons. NCBI's taxonomy places the organism in Eukaryota, Viridiplantae, Streptophyta, Magnoliopsida, Zingiberales, Zingiberaceae.